Messenger RNA from Oncorhynchus tshawytscha (Chinook salmon), 2375 nucleotides. RefSeq names its product probable global transcription activator SNF2L2. Gene Ontology annotation, cellular component: RSC-type complex. The coding region runs from base 1212 to 1907 and encodes 231 amino acids. The record is from RefSeq and is a predicted model, not a curated record. Gene Ontology annotation, biological process: chromatin remodeling. Lineage: Eukaryota; Metazoa; Chordata; Actinopteri; Salmoniformes; Salmonidae. The transcript has 5 exons. Gene Ontology annotation, molecular function: protein binding.
UGUGUUCGUUUGAGUCCCACCUUUCCAUGGUGGGGUCAUAUUAGUGUAUAGACCAAACUGUUCGGACGCUACAGACAGAAAUGAGCAGAUCUUCGGUAAUGACUUGUAAGGGUCCUAUCUUUCCAGAGGGGUCAUAUUAGUUUGUAGGCCAAACCGUUCAGAGGCUGCAGACAUUUCCGUGAGAAGACCGAUUUUUGGGAUGUCUCCUGGGAAGGGGAAGAGCACAUGCAAAAAAACAUAUAUCUAGCGUAAACAGAUUGAGUUCUAUGGGGAUUUUUCAAUUAUGCUAAUGUGAUUUCUGUGGGGUGCAGACAUCAACUCUAGGUUAAUGAAUAAUUUAAUAGUGAAAUCAAUAAUCUAUGCACAUUUAGUUCAUUCUUUGAAAUCGUUUUUUGAAGAGGCUGUUGAAUUGUUUUUCAAGGUCAAACUUGACUGUCUAAAUCGUUAAGUCAUCUAACUGCUAGACUUUCUUCAGAGAGGAGAUCAAUUGAACAGCUAUUUAAGAACCACUAAACUGUCAGGAGUGUAGCUGACAGGAGUUACAGGGGUCAAAUCACUGUCAAGAGCACAGUUGUUUCUUAUCCCAUCCCCAAACUUAUUUCCAAAUCCAAAUUUGGUCCUAUUGCAUUUACAUUUUAUUGGGCCAAUCUUUCUCCUCUUGAAUAAGAAGAUAACUUGUACACAACCCUGAUUAAUGUGUGUAAAUUCUCUCUCCACUCAAAUAUUUGUUAAUGUACUGUAUAUUCCAGGCAGCAGGUAGCCUAGAGGUGGGCGGCAGGUAGCCUAGCGCUUAAGAGCGUUGGGCCAGUAACCGGAAGGUUGAUGGUUCAAAUCCCUGUGCCGGCAAUGUGGAGAAAUCUGCUGUUCUGCCCUCGAGCAAGGCAAUUAACCCCCAACAACAGCAGCUCCCCGGCCACCGAUGACAUCGAUCAAGGCUACACACUGCACCGGUUUGAUUCAGACGGCUUGGGUUAAAUGUGGAAUAACAUUUCAGUUAAAUGCAUUCAGUCAUGCAACUUUCUAGGUAUCCCCUUUCCCACUUCCAGAAGCUUGUGCAUUCCUAUAUCCAUCCUUUGUGGUUCCCAGGAAGUGUAGAUGUUCCUUAAGUAACAGCUAAUUGAGAUCCAAAUAAACAAACAAAUCCCCUCCCCUUCUUUUCUUCCUCCUCCUUGACCUCCCCCCAUGUGGAGGAGAACGGGGCCUUGGAGGACAUGGAGGAGGACAUCAGCCUAAAGAAACGGAAAGGUGAUCACCAUGGCGACAAAGACUCUGAGUCCCGAGACUCCGGCCAGGAGGCUGGAGGUGAAAAGGUCAAGAAACGCAGAGGUCGACCUCCGGCAAAGAAACUGCCCCCCAACCCUCCCGAGCUCACCAAGCAGCUUAACACACUGGUGGACAUGGUUAUCAACUACAAAGACGGGUUGGGCCGUCAGAUCAGCAAAGGCUUUGUCCAGCUGCCUUCUAGGAAGGAGGUGCCAGAGUACUACGAGUUGAUCCGCAAGCCUGUGGACUUCAGGAGGAUCAGGGAGCGUGUGCGCAAUCACAAGUACCGGAGUGUGGGAGAUCUGGAGAAGGACAUCAUACUGCUGUGUCACAAUGCCCAGACCUUCAACUUGGAGGGAUCUCAGAUAUUUGAGGACUCAAUCGUUCUCAAGUCUGUUUUUGAGAGUGCACGACAGAGGAUCGUCAUUGACGAUGAGGAGAAAAAGGACAGCACUGCCAUCUGUGACGAUGGAGGUCGAGACAAUCAGUUUGGUUCAUCAGAAGUGAAAACGGUGACAAAGCAGGUGAAACAGAGGAUGAAGAAAGAAGAGCGGAGCAGAAAGAUGAAGGUCAAGAAGACAGUCUACAGUGAUGUAGACAGCGAUGAGGAUCUGGAGGACAAUACAGCUAAAGAUGAGGGUUGACCUGGAGGACCAAUGCUAGUUCAUUUAUCCUCUUUCUUUUCUCUCCGCUGUCACUGUUUUUGCAAUGCAGCUUAUUAGUUCUCACCUUGAUAAAGAUUUGUCUCAUCUCAAGUCAAGAAGGCUACUCAAAGAAAGGAAUUUACAUACCUAAUGAUGUUGGUCCUCAAGUAAUUCAUGCAGCCUUAAACUUUCAUGUCUCUUUACUAUUAUUUUGCCUUUUUCUUCUUUGGGAUUUUAUGGUGUUGCUCUCUUGGUCCUCAUAUGGAGGCUAUUGUGUGUAUCCUUAAUGCUUAACCAGAGGUUAUCUCCACCCUCUUUUUUCAUGAAUUGUUUUUGUAUUUGAAAAUGUUAUUACUGUAUGUGUGAAAUGCCUUCAUACGUCUUGGAGCAUGAUGAUGUAUUUCUGCUAAGAUGGAGACCGCCCUCAGAGAGUGGCGCAUGUUGAUGACAUCAAUAUAUGUUGUGUUA